Messenger RNA from Zonotrichia leucophrys gambelii, 1511 nucleotides. RefSeq names its product alpha-1-antiproteinase F-like. Gene Ontology annotation, biological process: negative regulation of endopeptidase activity. Lineage: Eukaryota; Metazoa; Chordata; Aves; Passeriformes; Passerellidae. The record is from RefSeq and is a predicted model, not a curated record. Gene Ontology annotation, molecular function: serine-type endopeptidase inhibitor activity. The coding region runs from base 270 to 1511 and encodes 413 amino acids. The transcript is spliced from 7 exons.
CAUGGCAGUAAGGUUGGAGCUAGAUGAUCUUUGAGGUUUUUUCCAACCCAAACCAUUCUAUGAUUUCAUGAUUCUAUACUUUUUCUCUCUGUUGAAUCCUCUGCAGAAGAAGAGAUGACAGGAGAACCUGGGGCAGCUUUCCCAUGUUCAGCAGCACGCUUUCUCCUGCAGGUGUCCUGAGGUGUGGCCUAGCAUAAACAACUGAGCAAGGACCUGUGCAGACCUGGUGAAUACAACAGGACCCUUUUGAAUUCACUAAUCAGAGAAAUAUGAAGAUGUUGGUUUCCCUGUGUUUUUUACUUGUUGGAAUCCUUUCCAACAGUUACUGCUAUGAGCCUUAUCCACAAGGGGUAAGAAACCAGAACCCAAGAGCACAAGAAAACCAAAAUAUGCCAUGGCAGAAUGUAAGGAACAGUGUUUGUCGAUUUGCAUGUUGUUUCUACAAAGAUAUUUCUUCUCGUGAAAACAACGGAAACGUUUUCUUCUCUCCUUUGAGCAUCUCAACCGCCUUUGCAAUGCUGACUCUGGGUGCCAGAUCAGACACCCUGACACAGAUUCUUAGGGUCCUUUGCUUUAACCCUCAUCAGAUUUCUGAAAAUGAGAUACAUGAAGGUUAUCGUCAACUCAUGCAAGUGGUAAACAGAAGGAAUGCUGGGCUACAGUUGAAUAUGGGAAAUGUUCUGUUUGUGCUUGAUCGACUGAAGCCACAAGAAAGAUUUUUAAGUAAUCUCAGAAACUUCUAUGAAGGAGAAGCUUAUCCUAUGAACUUCAAGCAGUCUAGUCAAGCCCAGAUAAAGAUCAAUGAAUAUGUAGCAAGAAGAACAAAUGGAAAAAUCAGGGACCUCAUAAAUAACCUAGAUCCACUUACUGAAAUUCUCCUUAUUAGCUAUAUUUAUUUUAACGCUGAAUGGGAAAAACCUUUCGAUCCAAAAUACACCAAAAUGAGCAAAUUUUUUGUGGAUGGGACCAAGGUUGUUGAAGUCCCAAUGAUGUUUGGAUUUGGCCUGUUCAAGCAUGGCUAUGAUGAGCAGCUGUCUUCCACUGUGGUGCAAAUGGAUUACAAAGGAGGUGCUUCAGCGUUUUUUAUUCUGCCUGAUAGAGGAAGAAUGAGGAAGCUGGAGAAAAGAUUGUCUUGUGAACAUUUGUCAAGAUGGUCGUCAUUAGUCACAAAAAGCUCAGUAAAUUUGUAUCUUCCAAAAUUCACGCUUUAUGGGACGUAUAACCUAAAAGAUAUCUUAUAUAAAAUGGGCAUCAUGGAUCUAUUCACUGAUAAGGCUGACCUCUCUGGGAUCACUGGGCAGCCUCAGCACAGAAUUUCCCAGGCUAUUCAUAAGGCUGUGGUAAAGGUGGAUGAGACUGGCACCGAAGCAGCAGCUGCCACAGGCAUGGAAAUAGUGCCCAUGUCCGUUCCAAUUACCGUUAGAUUCGACAGGCCCUUCCUAAUGGUCAUAAAUAUGGAAAACACUAUACUCUUCAUGGGAAAAAUUGUGAACCCUCUGAAGAGAAAUUAA